UCUCAUUUUCAUAUAAUUGGCAACAUAACCUCUGAAUUAUUUGCUCCUUUUUUCGGCAUCUUCUUGUUGACAAUACUUCAUUAUUGAUAAUUAGUGAGUAAAAAUAAGUAUUACCAGUCGUAAUAAUAAUAAUAUCAAUUUUUUAAAAUACAACAAUGACUUGGCAAACAUUAUUAAAUCAUGCUCAUCAAAAAUUGCAAGUAUCAUUUCCAAAAAAUAUUUACAACAAAUCAAAAACUGAAAAUGAUGUUAUGAAUGUGGUAAUGAAAAAUACUGAAGUUGGAACUUUAUUAAAUGUAUGGUUGCAAAAACAACAUGAAACAAAAAGUCAAAAAUCAAAAGAAAAAGCCAAAGUAGCAAGAGAAAGUGGUAAUAGUUAUUUUAAAAAACAAGAUUAUGUUAAUAGUCUUCAGGCAUAUACUGAAUGUGCCAGACAGGCAUCUGGUGAUACUGAAGAAUUUUCAGUUGCACUUGCUAACAGAUCAGCAGCCUUGCUUCGUUUGGCAAGAUACAGUGAAUGUCUGGAAGAUAUAACUGCUGCAAUUGAAGCAAAUUAUCCAAAAAGAUUAUUGCACAAGGUACAUUACAGAGCAGCUGAAUGUCAUAAUUUUCUUCGUAAUUUGGAGCUAGCUGUUAAACAAGUUGAAAAAGCCAAGGAAACACUUCAAAUAAAUGACAGAUCAGUAUCACCAUCAAGAAAACAAAUUCUUUUAGAUAAAUAUACAAAAUUUGAAUUACAAAUAAAAGCUGAUCCUGAAUUUGCUAAACAAAAGAAAAAGAAACUUGAUGAAAUUUACAUGACGCCAGAUAAAUUGUUAGAAAAAAAUUUAGAUUAUCCAUCAGCAUCACAAUCACUUGAAGUUAAUCAUUCAUUGACAAAAGGACGUUUUGUAACAGCAAAAGCUCCAAUACAAAAAGGUGAUUUUCUUUAUGUUGAAAAACCAUUUGCAUUUGUACCAUUAUUUCUUGAUUCAUCAGACACAAUAUGUGCUCAUUGUUGUGGACCACAAGCUGAAGUUACAUUUCCUUGUCGUACGUGUUUGGAACUUUCAUAUUGUACUUCAAAGUGUUGGUCAUCAUCAUGGCCCAAUUAUCACAAAUGGGAAUGUUCCGGUUACCAAAUGGGUAUUUGGCGUCAAAUUGGAAUUGCCCACUUGGCACUUAAAGUACUCUUGAUAUCCGUGACGACCACUGAAAUUUUACAGUUCAAUAAAGUUCAAAAGUUAGUUACAAACAUUGACAAGCUUUCUGAAGAUGAUCUCAUAGUUUAUGGCAUUUCUGCUAAUAUGCUUGCUGACUAUCUCGAAUCAUACACUGAUUUUUUUACAAAUGUUGAUUUUAAAAAAAAUCUUGUUGAUAAAUUUGACGGUAAUGAUAGUGGUAUAUCAUUUGAAAUUAAUAGUAAUAAAGAAAAAAAAUUAUUCAUCUGUUCAUUAUUACUACGUUUUAUGCUUCAAUUAAUUGCAAAUGGUCAUGCAAUAACAAGAUUGGAUCUUAUUAAUCCAGAAAAAGAAAAUGUUGUUGAAGAACAACAACAAAGAGUUGCUGUUGGUAUUUAUCCAUCACUUUCCAUGAUGAAUCAUUCUUGUGAUCCAAUGAUACUUAACACUUUUUGGAAUGACACAUUAAUCGUUAAAGCAACGAAGAACAUUCAAGUUGGCGAGGAGGUGUUCAAUUGUUACGGUCCGAAUUUCCGUCGAAUGCCGGUUAAAGAACGUCAACGAGCAUUGAAAAGUCAAUACUGUUUUAAAUGCACAUGCAACGCUUGCAUCAAUCCUGACAUGCAACGUUUUUUGGAUCGUUUUGUAGCAUUAAAAUGUCCAGUGUGUAAUGGAGCACUGGAUGGAUUAAAUAAAACCCAACUAAAAUGUCUUGAUUGUAAAUCAACACCAUCACUUGAUCUCAAAGAAAUAGUUGAUAAUUUAAAAAAAGCUCAAUUACUAUUUGAAACAUCACAACAAUCAUUGUUUAUGGGAAAAAAUGAUGAGGCAUUAAAAAAAUUAUUAGAUUGUUUAGAAAUACGUGAAAGAAUAUUGUAUAAAAAUCAUGAAGACAUUGCAUUGACAUUGGAUGCACUUGGUAAAGUUAAUGUUAUGAUGGAAAAAUGGUUUGAUUCAAUUAAUUUUUUGGAACGAAGUAUUUCACUUGUCGAAACAAAAUAUGGCAUUGACAGUAUUGAAGUGGCUAAUGAAUUGAACAAGAUAACAGAUGUUUGUCUUCAGUAUCUUCAACAAAAAGAUAUUGAUCGUAAUUCCGAUGAAUAUGAAAAUGUUGUUGAGAAAACUGGAACUUUUCUUGAACAAGCUGAAGAAAUAACGAAGCUAAUUAGUGGUCCAUGGAGCAUCGUUUGUCAAGAACUACAUGAUAAAAAAGAAGAACUAUCAACAUUACUAAAAUCACUUAAUUUACAAAGUAAUUAAAAUAACAAUUAUUUUUUUUAAUUUUAAUUCCGUAAAUAAGACUAUAAACUAAAAAGAAAACAAAAAUAAUAUUUUAUAAAGUUUUCUAUGAUCAAUUGUGUAUUUUUUUUUUUUUUAAAUUUUUUUUCAAUUAUUAAUAAUUUCCAGUACCGAUUUAUCAAAUGUUCUUUUUUAUCUUCUGAAAAAUAUAAAUCCUUUUUAGAAAUAAAAAUUAAUUAGAACAAAUUUAAACAGGUUUGAGGUGUUUUUUUUUUUUUUUCGAUUUUGAAAGAGAAUAAUGUUUAAAUACUUAAACCUGUAUUUAUUUAUAUAUAUAUAUAUUUUUUUUUUUCAAUAAUCGCGUUCAUGUAAAGUAUAUAAUAUCAAAUCACAAAAAGAUAAUCAUCACUCAAUUGUACCAACGAAAAUACAAGUUUACGUAUGACAAGUCAGUCGACUCAUUUUAAUCCACUCAUCUCUUAUCAAUUUAUUUAUAUUUAUUUUUAAAAUUUAAUUAUAAUAUAAUAUAUAUCUAUAUAUAUAUUUUUUUUUUAUAAUCUGGCCCUUUCAUUUAUUUAUAGUUUUUUUUAUUUUUUUUAUUUUUUUUUUAAUUACAAAUUUUAAUAACAAUUAUUUGUAGAGGUGUUUCAUCGAAAUGAGACUGACGAUAUACAAUUCAUUCACGUCUCAAAUGUUUAUCAAAAAAAAAAAAAAAAAAGUAAAUAAUAAAAUUGUAAAUAUAUUUGACGUAUCAAUGAGGGGGGAUGGAAUAAAAAUAGGGACAUAAUAAAAUAAAACAUACAAUAAAAUAACAAAUACUUAAAAAACGCAAUCAAUCAUUCUUUUUUAUUUUUUAAAUGAAUGAUUGAAUGCGUACUAAAAUUGGUAAAAAUAAUGACGAUCAAAGUUUUACCGAUAUUUCGAUUAACGUCCUUUAUAAAUUUUUUUUUUUCCUCUGUUCGCAUUACAUUGUUCGUUAUUCAUGAUUUUACAUUGUUCAUUCAACGAUUUUUUACUAUAUAAACCCUCAUUUUACUUUGUUUCUGUGGAGUUUUUGUGGUUUUUUUUUUUCUUUUUUUGUUUAUAAUUAAGUUUUUUUUUG
Messenger RNA from Aphidius gifuensis, 3501 nucleotides. Its product is annotated as SET and MYND domain-containing protein 4-like. Gene Ontology annotation, molecular function: protein binding. The record is from RefSeq and is a predicted model, not a curated record. Lineage: Eukaryota; Metazoa; Arthropoda; Insecta; Hymenoptera; Braconidae. The coding region runs from base 156 to 2420 and encodes 754 amino acids. The transcript is spliced from 9 exons.